UUGAUUUGCAAAGGGUGAGGCUUAUGGACCAUUGGAAAGUUUCAAAGGCUGUGAGUCAUACUGCUGAAGGCAGAACUUUUGAGCCAGGUUAUUUAUCUGAAGGCACAAGAUGCUGUUAUUUACAGCAGAGUGAACGGAGCAUCAAUCAGAAAAAGUCCCUUUUACAGAAAUACAGAAUCAAGAGAAAGACAGGAUGAGCACCGCUGGAAAAGUUAUUAAAUGCAAAGCAGCUGUACUAUGGGAACAGAAUAAACCCUUCUCCAUUGAGGAAAUAGAAGUUGCCCCACCAAAGGCUAAAGAAGUUCGCAUUAAGAUUUUGGCCACAGGAAUCUGUCGCACAGAUGACCACGUGAUGAAAGGAACAAUGGUGGCUAAGUUUCCAGUGAUUGUGGGACAUGAAGCAGCUGGGGUUGUAGAGAGCAUUGGGGAAGGAGUCACCACAGUGAAACCAGGUGAUAAAGUCAUCCCUCUCUUCGUGCCACAGUGUAGAGAAUGCAAUGCUUGCCGCAACCCAAAUGGCAACCUUUGCAUUAGGAGCGAUAUCACCGGUCGUGGAGUACUGGCUGAUGGCACUACCAGAUUUACAUGCAAGGGCAAACCAAUCUAUCACUUCGCAAACACCAGUACAUUUACUGAGUACACCGUGGUGGAUGAAUUUUCUGUUGCUAAAAUCGAUGAUGCCGCUCCUCUUGAGAAAGUCUGUUUAAUUGGCUGUGGAUUUUCCACGGGAUAUGGAGCUGCUGUUAAAACUGGCAAGGUUGGACCUGGUUCCACUUGUGUUGUCUUUGGCCUGGGAGGAGUUGGUCUAUCUGUCAUCGUGGGCUGCAAGUCAGCUGGUGCAUCCAGGAUCAUUGGGAUUGACAUCAACAAAGACAAAUUUGAGAAGGCCAUGGCUCUAGGAGCCACCGAGUGUAUCAGCCCCAAGGAUUUUACCAAGCCCAUCAGUGAGGUGCUGUCAGAAAUGACGGGCAACACUGUGGAGUACACUUUUGAAGUUAUUGGGCGUCUUGAAACCAUGAUCGAUGCCCUCGCAUCCUGCCAUGCGAACUAUGGGACCAGCGUGGUGGUCGGUGCUCCUCCGUCAGCCAAGCUGCUCACCUAUGACCCAAUGCUGCUCUUCACUGGACGCACAUGGAAGGGAUGCAUCUUUGGAGGUUGGAAAAGCAGAGAUGAUGUCCCAAAACUAGUGUCUGAUUUCCUGGAAAAGAAAUUUGACUUGGACCAGUUGAUAACUCAUGUUUUACCUUUCCAGAAAAUCAGUGAAGGAUUUGAACUGCUCUAUUCAGGGCAAAGCAUUCGAACUGUCCUGACAUUUUGAGAUCCUAAAUGGCGGAGGUCUGUGCCUGUGAUGGUGGCUUGGAGUUUCCCUUUUUACUGUCCCCUCCUUUGAGAUUGUGGGUCUGUCUCAGGAGUAUAAGCAGAAGUAGAUUUGGUGAAGACAGAAAACCUUUAUAAGUAAUUACAAACCUUUAUAAACAUUGAGUGCUAUGAACACCUAGGAAUUAGCAGGGGGCUUAAUAGCACUAUUAAAAAUUUUAACUUAAACUUUUUCUAAGGCCAUAAUUAUAUAUCUAAAAAACAUACACUUGGAUUUUUAUGUUAAAAAUAGAGAUUUUUUUUAAAAAGUUUUAACUAGCUGCUACCACUUAAAUCAGAUACGACUACGACAUAUAAAGAUAGGGUAUGUGUAUUCCUUAAGUAAUAUUCAUUUAACACAUUGUAACUAUUUUUUUUAGAUUUGAAUGUAAAUAUUUUUAAAAUACUUGUUAUAAAUUAACUUGAAUUAAGUUUUGAAAUCAGCUUAUUGCGUUAUAUACCUUAUUUGAUUAGAUUAAGAAAGAAAUAGGAAAAUGAAAGGGAAGGGCACAUUUUUCAAUGAUUAACUUUAAGAAUUAGUAUUAUAUAACUUGGUGAAACUGAAAAAGUAUAU
Galeopterus variegatus (Sunda flying lemur) is the source of this 1930-nucleotide messenger RNA. Its product is annotated as alcohol dehydrogenase class 4 mu/sigma chain. The record is from RefSeq and is a predicted model, not a curated record. The coding region runs from base 194 to 1318 and encodes 374 amino acids. Lineage: Eukaryota; Metazoa; Chordata; Mammalia; Dermoptera; Cynocephalidae. Gene Ontology annotation, molecular function: zinc ion binding; all-trans-retinol dehydrogenase (NAD+) activity. The transcript has 9 exons. Gene Ontology annotation, cellular component: cytosol. Gene Ontology annotation, biological process: retinol metabolic process; retinoic acid metabolic process.